This is a messenger RNA of Paramecium sonneborni, 988 nucleotides long. The record is from the annotation of a GenBank genome assembly. NCBI's taxonomy places the organism in Eukaryota, Ciliophora, Oligohymenophorea, Peniculida, Parameciidae.
AUGGGAGUAGCUCAAUUUCUCAAUACUGCCAUUUUGACUUUAAUUAUUAAUCUAUUUAUUACUGAAGAUGUUUCAAGUUUAAAUCAAGCAAUUUGGCAAACAGGAGGACUGAAUUCAAAUAUUAUGUUGAUUUUUAUUACUAAUUCAAUUAUGCCUUGGCUAACUUAAUUGUUAGAUGUUAAUUAUUUUUAUAAGUUAUAUGUCAGACAAAAAAUUAUAAGAUAAGGAGAAGAUUGCAAAUAUACCUAAAAUGAAGCUAAUUAGUAAAAAUUAUUUAUAUUUUAGAGCAUUUGAAGGACCCUCAAUUGAUUUAUCUUAAAAAUAUGCUAAUUUAUGCAAGACUUUAAUGUUUACAUUUUUAUAUUCAGCAUUAUUACCUAUUGGAGUUUGCUUUACAUUUUUCUCAAUUGUUUGUAUUUAUUGGACAGAAAAAUACUUAUUAAUUAGAAGAGACUCAAAGCCUGCUCCAACAGGAAGUGCAAUGGCUGAAGCAAUGAUCGAUUUUUAUAUCGAAUUAAUUCUAUUAUUAUUUUCCGUAAAAAUCAAUACUCAUAAUUUAGUUAGGAUGUACCUUUUGGGAAUGGGUGAAUUAUGAUUAAGUACACUAUCUUACAUGGCUGUAAUUGGGAUUCUCAACACUGCAUUAUUUAGUACCAAUUUAGAAAGUCUGUGGUUGCAUAGUGGAUUUAGGGAUUGACAAUGCCACUGUUGAAACAUAUGAUCAAAAAUUCUUAACUUUUUAUGAUGAUUAUGAUAGACGCAAUCCUGUUACUUUGGAUUCAGCAAAAGAAAAAUGGAUAAAACUUCAUUAGGAAACUGUUUAAUCCAAUUUUUAACCAAAAACUAAGUAAUAAGAAAUUGUAAUAGUAGAAAUUUAAUUAAAAAAUUUCAUUAAAUCAAUCAUAUCUCUUCGGGAAUAGCCAAAAUUCAUCCCUUAGAUAGUAGGAAUAUCAAAGAUAUUGAUUAAAUAUAAGAACUUUAAUCUUGA